This is a messenger RNA of Pristis pectinata (smalltooth sawfish), 4278 nucleotides long. RefSeq names its product transducin-like enhancer protein 4. Gene Ontology annotation, biological process: regulation of DNA-templated transcription; negative regulation of canonical Wnt signaling pathway. The coding region runs from base 586 to 2862 and encodes 758 amino acids. The transcript has 20 exons. The record is from RefSeq and is a predicted model, not a curated record. NCBI's taxonomy places the organism in Eukaryota, Metazoa, Chordata, Chondrichthyes, Rhinopristiformes, Pristidae. Gene Ontology annotation, molecular function: transcription corepressor activity; protein binding. Gene Ontology annotation, cellular component: nucleus; transcription regulator complex.
UUUGCAACAGUGAGUCCGUGUUUCAUUGAGUAAAACGAGCCAGUUCUUGGAAUCUCAUCCUUGAUCAGAACACUUCUUCUGAAGUAUGGACUUUAUUUAGUAGGGGCUUUUUGUUCAUUUCUUUCAAGAUAGUUUCAAUGUUUAAAGACAUCGCUUAAACCCCGACGGCAGCUUGGACUUUAUAACAUUUUGAGUUAGGCUCGACAGAGGUGAACUGUGUGUGCGUGUGUGUUGUUCGAUGGACAUCACAACAUCGUGUUCCUUUGUACAGCCCUGGAUUUACCCCAGCCUCGAUACGCGUCCGGAGUUGGUCUGGAUUUCUUGUUGAUCUCCUUCUCCACUGUGUAUUUCGGCGAUGUGAUCUUGAGUUGCAUCUUGCCGGGGAUGGUUCAGUGGUGAGAAACCGAAAGACUCUUGUUUCCCUUCUGGUGAUGUUUCGGAUCUGAAUUAUCACCCCCGACGUUUAUUCCUUCCCACGACUCCGUAGAAGUCCGUUUUGGGAGCAUUUCUGUGUGUGCGGCCGUGUGUGAUUUUUGUUUUAAUUAAAAAAACACUGGGGGAGUAUUGAGAGGAACAGCAUCCAAGAUGUAUCCACAAGGCAGGCAUCCCGCACCUCAUCAGCCGGGACAGCCGUUUAAGUUUACGGUGGUGGAGACAUGCGAUCGCAUUAAGGAGGAAUUUCAAUUUCUGCAGGCGCAGUACCAUAGUCUCAAGCUGGAAUGUGAGAAGUUGGCCAGUGAAAAGACAGAAAUGCAACGGCAUUACGUCAUGGUAUGUACUCAAUAUUAUGAAAUGUCCUAUGGAUUGAACAUUGAAAUGCAUAAACAGGCGGAAAUUGUGAAGAGACUAAGCACAAUUUGUGCGCAAAUUAUACCUUUCCUCUCCCAAGAGCACCAGCAACAGGUGGUCCAGGCAAUAGAGCGAGCCAAGCAGGUCACCAUGGCUGAGCUAAAUGCCAUCAUUGGGCAGCAGCAGCUCCAGCACCUGUCCCAUCAUGCACCUCCAAUUCCGCUCACUCCACAUCCGUCGGGGCUCCAGCCUGCAGGAAUUCCUUCCAUUGGCGGUGGCUCAGGCCUCUUGGCUCUGUCCAGUGCCCUCGGUGUCCACGCCCAUUUAGCAAUGAAAGACGAUAAGAAUCACCUGGACAUGGAGCAUCACAGAGACCGAGAUCGCGAUGCCAGCAGAAGCAAAUCUGUGUCUCCGUCCGACAGCCUGCGUGCUGAAGACAAGCACAGAGGCUCCCUCGACUACACCACUGAAGGCAAGAAGAGGAAGUGCGAUGACAAAGACUCGGUGGGACAUUAUGACAGUGACGGCGAUAAGAGCGAUGAUAACUUGGUCGUGGAUGUUUCAAAUGAGGAUCCAUCAUCUCCACAAGGCAGUCCACCCCACUCUCCCCGAGGGAACGGGCUGGACAAGUUUCACCUCCUGAGGAAGGAUGCUCCAAGCAGCCCUGCAUCUCUAGCCUCAUCGCGCAGCACACCACCCGCCAAAUCCAAAGAGCCAGGCCUGAAUGAGAAGGCCACCACUCCGGUCUCUAAGUCGAUCACCCCUACACCCCGGAGUGAUUCCUUAACCCCUGGGCCAAGUUCUGCGUCUCGAUUGCGACAAAUUUCCAGUAAACCGAGUGUGGAUGCAUUGGGUCUAAGGAGCCCACUGACCGUCCCAGGCCCCUACCCAACGCCAUUUGGAAUGAUGACACAUGCAGGAAUGAACGGGGAGUUGCCCAGCCCUGGGGCCUACGCAAGCCUCCACAUCUCACCUCAAAUGAGCUCUGCAGCUGUGUAUGGGCGAUCGCCAAUGGUUGCUUUUGACUCACAUCCUCAUAUGCGUGCUUCAGGACUUCCUCCGAGCCUGCCCACAAUUCCUGGGGGAAAACCGGCCUACUCGUUCCACGUAAGUGCCGACAGUCAGAUGCAGCCUGUCCCAUUCCCUCCUGACGCCUUGGUUGGUCCAGGCAUUCCUCGGCACGCUCGGCAGAUCAACAACCUGAAUCACGGCGAGGUUGUGUGUGCCGUUACCGUCAGCAACCCCAUGAGGCAUGUGUACACUGGGGGCAAAGGGUGCGUCAAGGUGUGGGACAUCAGCCAGCCCGGCAGUAAAAGCCCCGUCUCUCAGCUUGACUGUCUGAACCGGGACAACUACAUCCGUUCCUGCAAGCUCCUGCCUGAUGGACGCACUCUGAUAGUGGGCGGGGAGGCCAGCACGCUUUCCAUCUGGGACCUGGCAGCACCAACUCCACGAAUAAAAGCCGAACUGACCUCGUCAGCUCCCGCCUGCUACGCUCUCGCCAUCAGUCCCGACGCUAAAGUCUGUUUCUCGUGUUGCAGUGAUGGCAACAUUGCCGUGUGGGAUCUGCACAAUCAGACCCUGGUCAGGCAGUUCCAGGGGCACACAGACGGAGCCAGUUGCAUUGAUAUUUCAAACGACGGGACCAAGUUGUGGACCGGUGGCCUUGAUAAUACUGUCAGGUGCUGGGACCUGAGGGAGGGACGACAACUUCAGCAGCACGACUUCACCUCGCAGAUUUUCUCCCUGGGGUACUGCCCGACCGGUGAGUGGCUCGCGGUUGGCAUGGAGAGCAGCAAUGUAGAAGUGUUACACGUCAACAAGCCGGACAAAUACCAGCUUCACCUUCAUGAGAGUUGCGUGCUGUCACUCAAAUUUGCCUGUUGUGGUAAAUGGUUUGUAAGCACUGGGAAGGACAACCUUCUGAAUGCAUGGAGGACUCCCUAUGGAGCCAGUAUAUUUCAGUCAAAGGAAUCCUCCUCAGUGCUGAGCUGUGACAUUUCAGUGGAUGACAAGUACAUUGUUACCGGCUCAGGAGAUAAGAAGGCUACUGUCUACGAAGUGAUCUACUGAGCAGCCACCUUUAAGAAGCAAGAAAUCUAAAGGGACACCAAGCUGUUACUGGACAUUGGAUUUAACGAGGGACAAGGUCAACGACAGCUACUGCCAAAGCAGACUGCAUUUGUACUGUUAAAAGCUGCAAUAUACUAUAGAGUGAAAUCUUCAGAUAGAGUUAGGCAAAAGAAAGGCUCACACACCUGGGGCAUUUGUCUUGUUUAUACAACAUAGCAAAACUGUAAUUGUGGAAAGUGUACAUAUUUCUAAAAAGAAUUUGCAAUGAAUGCUGUAGCCACAAAUGAUCAUUCAUUCAUGAAGUCCUUCCUUACUGUCUUUACUUUUGGAAAGCAGGGCCCCUGAUGUAUUUAAUUGCUCAACCACAUUCAACAAUAUCUAGGGGACAAAUGCACUGUGUAGAACUAUUUUGUGAUUUAAGCAGCAGUUUCGACAUGGAAUUUAGAAUGCUAUUGUCUGAGAAGUAUCUCUAACCCAACUCUGCAUUUCUUUUCUAACAAAACUUGUGCCACCAAUUCUUGUGUAGGGCACUACUCGACAGCACAUUACCACAGGGGAUAAAGGUUCCAUAACUCAUCCUGUGAUCACUUUUCCAACCCAGUCACCAUUCAGGAUGUCACACUAUGUAAUUGCAUCUGUAAUUCACUGGCAGAAGGGGCGGUGAAAGCAGUAUCAGUCAAUUCAAAGGGAAUUGGAAAGGCCCUGAGGGAAAGUGAUGUGCAGGGUUUUGGGGAAAGAGCAGGUGGAUGGGAUGGACAAGAUUACUUGAAAGGAUACUGGGCUGAGUGGUGUGCCCUCCUUCAGUGCUAAGACAAUUAUAUACUUAGAGCUUCAACCACCAGCAGGCAACCAUUGAUGUUAUAUUCACCUGGUCCCUCCUACUCCACUGCAAGUGAGGAUGCCUUUCAUACCAAUAGAACCGAGUGCAAUGUUGUCAAAUUAAAGAUGCCGUGUGACUCCAGUGUCUCUUCUUCUCCCCAUCACUCCCCUCCCCAAACUACUUUCAAAAUCAUUCUCUUUAUGGAAAUUUUGAACUUGAUGAAUGCAAGUUGGAUUACAGUGUUGGGUCUUGCUUCUCAUGAAGUACUUGAGUACUUUUCUGGGAGAAGCAAAAUCAAUACCCCAUCACACGAGAGACCCGAUGAAACAUACGGUAUGAAUACACACUGACAGAAGAGGACCAGUGAAGUAGUGUACUGUGAUUCAAAGAAAUAGAGUUUAGGGAAAGGUGAAUGGAGGGACUGAACAUGCGAUGUACUAUAUUAUAUUGCAGCUUCAAAAAUAAAAUUUUGCACUCAAAUGUGCAUUUCAAGAACAAGCUUCUCUUUUGUACAGGUCUAUGUAAGUGACUGACUGUAGAACCCUGCUGUAUAGUAAAUAAACAAACCAAUUAAACAGGUACAUCUCUGCACACCA